Molecule: messenger RNA, 497 nt
Organism: Bactrocera neohumeralis
Lineage: Eukaryota; Metazoa; Arthropoda; Insecta; Diptera; Tephritidae
Gene: ATPsynE
Product: ATP synthase subunit e, mitochondrial
Exons: 2
Coding region: 158-403 (81 amino acids)
Biological process (GO): proton motive force-driven ATP synthesis
Molecular function (GO): proton transmembrane transporter activity
Source: RefSeq, a predicted model, not a curated record
AAAAGUGUGGACAUUUCCUUUUGACAUUUCCAGCUGUCAGCUUUUGACAGUUUUGUGGUUACGAUUUUCCAUUGGAACUAUAUCUGUUGAAGAAAUUCGCGACUCUGUAAAUUGAACUUUUGUGAUCGAAAGCCAAUUACAUAAUACCUCAAUCAAAAUGUCGCAAGCUCCAGUACGUGUAUCGCCUUUAAUAAAGUUCGGCCGCUGGUCGUUGCUAUUGGUUGGUGUUGGUUAUGGAGCUUUCCAUCAGAACAGAUUAUCCAAGAAGGAAGAGAAGGUUCGUGCGAUCGAAGCCCAGCAAAAGGCAGUGCGUGAUGCCAAAUUGGCUGAAGAGAAAAAGCGUGCGGCAGCAGCCGAGGCUCGUGCAUUGGAGGAAUUGUCCAAACCAACUCCAAAGCAUUAAGUUAUUCUUUCCAGUAGGAUUUAUAUUUUAGAUUGUAUCCACCGCAAACGAAAACCUGCGAUGUAAAUAAAAACGAAGACUCGUAUAACAUCAA